AGGCCCUGACAGAGUAUGAGGCAGCUCUGUGCUGCAUUCCAGAUGAUAUUAACCGUGUUCUUGAGCAACAAUGAACAGAUUUUAACAGAGGUUCCUAUAACACCGGAAACAACCUGUCGAGAUGUUGUUGAGUUUUGCAAGGAACCUGGAGAAAGCGGUUGCCAUUUAGCUGAAGUGUGGAGGGGAAAUGAGCGCCCCAUACCCUUUGACCACAUGAUGUACGAGCACCUGCAGAAGUGGGGGCCUCGCCGGGAAGAAGUGAAGUUUUUUCUUCGACAUGAAGACUCCCCGACUGAGAGCAAUGAACAAGGUGGCCGCCAGACCCAAGAGCAAAGAACUCAGAGAAAUAUAAUAAAUGUACCUGUGGAAAAACGUACUGAAAAUGGGGUUGGGAACCCGCGUGUUGAACUCACCCUCUCAGAGCUCCAGGAUAUGGCAGCUAGGCAACAGCAGCAGAUUGAAAAUCAACAGCAGAUACUGGUGGCCAAGGAACAGCGUUUACACUUUCUAAAGCAACAGGAGCGCCGCCAGCAGCAGUCUAUUUCAGAAAAUGAGAAGCUUCAGAAGUUGAAAGAACGAGUUGAAGCCCAAGAAAACAAGCUGAAGAAAAUUCGUGCCAUGAGAGGACAAGUUGAUUACAGCAAAAUUAUGAAUGGCAAUCUGUCUGCUGAAAUAGAAAGAUUCAGUGCCAUGUUCCAGGAGAAGAAGCAGGAAGUACAGACUGCAAUUUUAAGAGUUGAUCAGCUUAGUCAGCAAUUGGAAGAUUUAAAGAAAGGAAAACUGAAUGGAUUCCAGUCUUACAAUGGCAAGCUGACAGGGCCGGCCGCAGUGGAGCUGAAGAGACUCUACCAGGAGCUACAGAUUCGUAACCAGCUUAAUCAGGAGCAGAACUCGAAACUGCAGCAGCAGAAGGAGCUCUUGAAUAAGCGCAACAUGGAGGUGGCCAUGAUGGACAAGCGCAUCAGCGAACUGCGCGAGCGUCUUUAUGGCAAGAAGAUUCAGCUAACCCGUGUGAAUGGCACGUCGUCACCACAGUCCCCCCUGAGCACAUCCGGCAGGGUCGCUGCUGUGGGGCCUUACAUCCAAGUGCCCAGCACUGGAAGCUACCCUGUCCCAGGGGACCCUGUGAAGCCCCAGUCUCUCACAGUUGCCUCAGGUGCUGCCCAUGGGAGAUCUAAAUCUGUUAUGUCUCACACAGAUGGCCACAGCAGACCCAGAGUGACCAGCAUGUGGACGGUGUCAGACCUGGAUGUCAGGCCCGACUGCGGCCCCUCAUGGCAAUCUGCCACCCUCCUUGUAAACCCUAAUGAUGGCAACUGGCCAACACUGAAGCCGAGUCCCGGCUCUUCGGGAAAGCCAGCACAGAUGGCCAGCACGGACUGGAAGGAGCCGGGCAUGGAGGGAGCACUGAAGCAGGGUGCCAUCUCAAGCCAACCUCUGCCCCUGUCAGCCCUGGGAACUACAGAGAAGCUGGGCAUCGAGAUUGGCAAAGGGCCACCUCCCAUCCCUGGCAUAGGGAAACCACUGCCUCCAAGCUAUGGGACAUACCCAAGCCCCACACCUCUGGGCCCAGGCUCCACAAGCUCCCUGGAGAGGAGGAAAGAGGGCAACCUGCCCAGGCCUGGAGCCAGCCUGCCAAGUCGGCAGAAACCCGCCCCGCUGCCCCCAGCAGCCAGCGCCCCCCAGCCUGGCUCCUCGCAACAGAUUCAGCAGAGGAUUUCUGUGCCACCGAGUCCCACGUACCCACCAGCAGGGCCACCUGCGUUUCCAGCUGGAGAUGGCAAACCUGAACUCCCUCUGACAGUGGCUAUUAGACCCUUUCUGGCUGAUAAAGGGUCAAGGCCACAGUCUCCCAGGAAAGGACCCCAGACAGUAAAUUCAAGUUCCAUAUACUCCAUGUACCUCCAACAAGCCACGCCACCUAAGAACUACCAGCCAGCGAUGCACAGCACCUUAAACAAGUCAGUGAAAGCAGUGUAUGGCAAGCCUGUCCUACCGUCAGGGUCGACGUCCCCAUCGCCCUUACCAUUUCUUCACGGGCCCCCGCAGCCCCAGCCGACUCCAGAGUGUGCAGAGAAGGAGCCCGAGCCCGAGGGCCCUGCCGCACCUGGGGAGGGCAGCACAGUGGAGAGCCUGCCCAGGCCGCUAAGCCCCACCAAGCUCACCCCCAUCGUGCACUCACCGCUGCGCUACCAGAGUGACGCAGACCUGGAGGCCCUGCGCAGGAAGCUGGCCAACGCACCCCGGCCGCUCAAGAAGCGCAGCUCCAUCACAGAGCCCGAGGGCCCCGGUGGGCCCAACAUCCAGAAGCUGCUGUACCAGCGCUUCAACACACUGGCAGGGAGCAUGGAGGGCACACCCUUCUACCAACCCAGCCCCUCCCAGGACUUCGUGGGCACCUUGGCUGACGUGGACAAUGGAAAUACCAAUGCCAAUGGCAACCUGGAUGAGUCCACACCUGCCCAGCCCACAGCCCCCCUGCCCAACGAGCCUGCCCCUUCCUCAGAUGCCAAUGACAAUGAGUUGCCUUCCCCAGACCCAGAGGAACUCAUUUGCCCGCAGACGACACGCCAGACUGUGGAGCCUACGGAGGAUGCUAACAACAAUGUAGCCACGGUGCCCUGCACCGAGCAGAUAGCCAGCCCGCUGGCCGAGGCUCCGUCUCCAGCAGAAGAGCAAGCCCCUCCAGCAGCUCUGCCCCCUGUCCUGCACCCUCCAGCAGCCUCUGCGAGCAAGCGAACUAACCUGAAGAAGCCCAACUCAGAGCGGACUGGGCACGGGCUGAGAGUGCGCUUCAACCCCCUGGCGCUGCUUCUGGAUGCUUCCUUGGAAGGCGAGUUUGACCUGGUGCAGAGGAUCAUCUAUGAGGUGGAGGACCCCAGCAAGCCCAACGACGAGGGCAUCACCCCGCUGCACAACGCUGUCUGUGCUGGCCACCAUCACAUCGUGAAGUUCCUGCUGGACUUUGGCGUCAACGUGAAUGCUGCUGACAGCGAUGGAUGGACCCCCCUGCACUGCGCCGCCUCCUGCAACAGCGUCCACCUCUGCAAACAGCUGGUGGAGAGCGGCGCGGCCAUCUUCGCCUCGACCAUCAGUGACAUCGAGACUGCUGCGGACAAGUGUGAGGAGAUGGAAGAAGGCUACAUCCAGUGCUCUCAGUUUCUGUACGGGGUGCAGGAGAAGCUGGGAGUGAUGAACAAAGGCGUGGUGUAUGCCCUGUGGGACUAUGAGGCCCAGAACAGCGACGAGCUGACCUUCCAUGAAGGCGACGCCAUCACCGUCCUGAGGCGCAAGGACGAAAGCGAGACUGAGUGGUGGUGGGCUCGCCUCGGGGACCGGGAGGGCUACGUGCCCAAAAACCUGCUGGGGUUGUACCCACGGAUCAAGCCCCGUCAACGAACACUGGCCUGAACUUCUGCACGGAGCACCAUGGUCUGUCUCUCCAGGACCCCGGAGCUGCUAGAGGAGACUCUGCUGUCUCCGGGAAGCUGUGGCUGGGGUGGCCUCAUGGUGCUCACUUCGGCAGACAGCAUCCACAAUGUGAAUCCCUGCCCUUUCUCCAGCCUGACUGUAAUGGGGAGAGAUACUUUUGCCUCCAAGGCUGAAUUUUGCCAAUUACUAUAACCCAAAUAAAUACUCAGCUUUCAGAGCCCCACCCCUGCCGCCAGUAAGAAGCCCUGUUGUCGUCCGCUGGUUGGCUGUGGAACCGCCCUGCCCUGCUCACCCUCUCCACCAUUCCUCCCCUCACUACCAGAAAGCCGGAAACUGCCUGAUGCCUGUGUCCCGGAGGCCCCCACAGGACCUGGGCGUUCUGCUUCCUGCUGGCCCUAAGCCAGUCUCCCUUGCCCCAGUCCACAUGAUCCCCUGCUUCCUAAGCCUCUGGCUAUACAGCCUGAGUUCGCUCCCACGGGUUGCUGAAGCCCUGGGGUCUGGCGCUGGGGUGGUCAGGGCCGGGCCUGCGGGACAUGGUAACUGUGUCCCAGUCUGCAUGCCAUGCGAGGCAGGCACCACCCAAGCCUGUACCGUGGACAGUCCUUCUGUCCACCAAGAUGACUUCCACCUAGACCAUUCAACUACCAGAGCUGUUGGAAGUGUUUUUUCCUCAUUAAAACACAGGCCCAGGCUUUCCUUCUCGUA
Messenger RNA from Fukomys damarensis (Damara mole-rat), 4137 nucleotides. It is a transcript of the gene Ppp1r13b, whose product is annotated as protein phosphatase 1 regulatory subunit 13B. Bases 16 to 3411 code for a protein of 1131 amino acids. Gene Ontology annotation, molecular function: p53 binding; transcription factor binding. The transcript is spliced from 18 exons. The record is from RefSeq and is a predicted model, not a curated record. Lineage: Eukaryota; Metazoa; Chordata; Mammalia; Rodentia; Bathyergidae. Gene Ontology annotation, cellular component: nucleus. Gene Ontology annotation, biological process: regulation of apoptotic process; apoptotic process; negative regulation of cell cycle.